Messenger RNA from Meloidogyne enterolobii, 1544 nucleotides. The record is from the annotation of a GenBank genome assembly. NCBI's taxonomy places the organism in Eukaryota, Metazoa, Nematoda, Chromadorea, Rhabditida, Meloidogynidae.
UGGAACAAUUAAAAAAGAAUCGGGAGGCUAGGGAUGCAGCUAAAGAAGACAUGGAAAUGAUUAAUCGCGAUCAGGAAAGGCGCCUUUGCGACUGGAACAGAACAGAAGAUGCAUUUCAUAUGAAGCAAGCUAGGUUACGUUCAUCAAUUCGAAUUAAGGAGGGAAGGGCAAAGCCAAUUGAUUUAUUAGCUCGUUAUAUUUCUUAUUUUGAUGAAACAACUGAAGACGAUUUUCAAUUAGAUAAUCCUUUGAGUUAUAUACCAAAAAAUUCAAUUGACGAUUUGGAGGAUCUUAUUGCUGAUAUUAAUGUUUACCGUAUGAUUGAUGGCAAAAAGAAUUCUGAGUUUUGGGAUGAUAUUGAAACAAUCUCUAAAAGUAUUUCAAAAAAGCUUGUUGAAAAUCGACGCCGUUCAUCUGAUAGUGGGACUGUACAUUCUUCUGUUCAGGAAGAAGUUCUUAAAAUUUUUAAAGGAAAAUCUUACUCUGAUUUGCAACAUUUACAAAGUCAGAUAAAGGCUAAAAUUAAAAAUACUAGUAAAGGAACAGAUGUUAGUUAUUGGGAAGCGUUACUUGACCAACUUGGCCCGUAUAUGGCUAAACAACGUUUAGGAGAGAAUUAUGCUUAUAUUCAGCAAUUAUGGCUUAAAAAAAUAAGAGAAGAACAAAUGAAUGAAAUGGACACUUUAAAAGAUGAAAUUUUAGAAAAAAAUCUUUCAACUUCAAAUCAAUUUUCUUCAAAAGAUUCAGAAACUGUUUGGCAAUCGAAUACUUCAAUGGAAGAAUUGAGAAGAGAAGUGGAAGAGACAAAAUUUGUUUUGCCAUUUUCUCUUGAAGAUUUUCAAAAGCUGGAGGAUGAAGUUAAAGAACAUCAUUUUCUACAAAUUGAUGCAAAAGGACAUAUGAAACAGUUUGCCCUUAAAUGUUAUGAAUAUGGACGGUAUAGCCCUACUUAUGGAAGUGAAAGUCAUAUAAUGCCUGGAAUUGAAAUUCUGGAUGGAAUUGAAGACGCGGAGAAGUUACAAGAGGCUAGAAAAAGAAAGAAAGGAGAAAGGAUUGAAGCUGAUUUAUCUGCGAGUGAUAAACGUAUGAUGGAUAUUGCAAAACAAGGAAUGACUGAAGACGAAGCCGUUUUUGCUGUUGAAGAAGCACUUGAAAAACAGCACUUUUUGUGGUCUGAUAAAUAUAGACCUAGAAAACCUCGUUAUUUUAAUCGAGUACAUACAGGCUUUGAUUGGAAUAAAUACAAUCAAACUCAUUACGACAUUGACAAUCCACCACCAAAAAUUGUUCAAGGAUAUAGAUUUAAUAUUUUUUAUCCCGAUUUACUCGAUCAAACACAAACACCCUGUUUUGCAUUAAUAAAAUGUGAAGAUUCCGAUUUUGCAAUUCUUCGUUUCAAAGCUGGCCCACCAUAUGAAGAUAUUGGCUUUAAAAUUGUAAAUAGAGAAUGGGAGAUUAGUUAUAAACAUGGAUAUAAAUGUCAAUUUCAAAAUGGAGUUUUUCAACUUUGGUUUUUCUUUAAAAGAUAUAGAUAUAGACGAUAA